Penicillium crustosum is the source of this 2580-nucleotide messenger RNA. RefSeq names its product protein slx4 (gene slx4). The transcript is spliced from 2 exons. Gene Ontology annotation, cellular component: Slx1-Slx4 complex; nucleus. The record is from RefSeq and is a predicted model, not a curated record. Gene Ontology annotation, molecular function: 5'-flap endonuclease activity. The coding region runs from base 1 to 2580 and encodes 859 amino acids. NCBI's taxonomy places the organism in Eukaryota, Fungi, Ascomycota, Eurotiomycetes, Eurotiales, Aspergillaceae. Gene Ontology annotation, biological process: DNA repair; DNA replication.
AUGGCCAGCAUUGCAGAUGUGAUUAUUCUGUCAUCCUCUCCAAAUCCACCGCGGUCGCCAGGGCUGGGUAGGCAUGAUGCAAAGCCGGUACCUCACGCCUUGCCACGAGGUGCAACGCCACCGCCGAUACGCUUGACAUCCGAUUUGGCUCAACCUCAUACGCGUUCCCUUUUUUCCCCCACUCCAAUCGCGAGAACCAAGUGUCCUGAGGACGCGACGAAGCCGAAAAAGCGACCGACAAAGAAGGAUCCUACUUCAAGCACGAGCAACCAAACGGCACUGAGCAAACCACGGCGAAAGGCGAAGAAAGCCGCGGAUGGGCCAGCAACAAUUGCGCCUGUGGACCCUCAGCCAGAGACUGUUGACACAAAAAAUGACGCAGUGAAACCGACCAAAGGGCGUCCUCGAAAGAAUGCCAAGAGCAAUGAUGCAGGAAACAUGACUCUGGCUGGGAAAGUUACGAAGACAAGCAGUGAUCCACCAGCAAAGAAACCCAGCAAAGGCGGGAACAAGACGGUUGCUACAAAAGUAUCCCCUUCGGAGGAUGUACCCGAGAAAUCUACUCCCAAGGAAUCCAAUGCCUUAGGAAAGGAUGAGGUGUUGCAUCUGGACGAGGCAGUGAGGAGAAGGAUGGACUGGACACCACCAAGGGAGACCGCUUACGAUUACGAGGAAAUCGCUACCUUGGACGAUGGUGGAAGCAAAUAUUGUGAUCCGAACCUUUCAGGUGGGUUUGGCAAGCUGCUGUCCGAUUAUAAUUACUCCGGGCUAGCCUUGAAUCCCCGCGACCUUGUGCAGAAUGCAAAUGGCGGAGGACCAACAAAGCGUCGACGGAUAGAGCUGGUCAACCCUGAAAUCCAAACAUUAUUCAAUGGGAGGUAUUUUGAUCCAAGUGAUCCCAAAAAGACUGCCAAGGGUAAACCUAAGAAGUUUACCACCUUAACAGCGCGCAUGACUGCGCAAUAUUCAACAAAUAAUGUAGAAGAGGAUGAUCUGGACGACAAAAGGAAAACGAAAAAGGCCAAAGAGACAGAGAAACAGUCCUCGUUCACUGUCCUUUCCCCGAAAGCGGCUGUCGAGUUUCUGAAUGAUCAGGAUCUUGUAUUCGGCACCUGCAGUCAGUUGGAAAGAGAUGAUUCGCCACAGACUCUGCGAGAAACCCAGCAGGCCAUCCGUGCCUCCGAAUGUCUUUCAUAUCCAGAGGGAACGCGCGAUAAGGACCGCAGGACGAACCGAGAAUCAUCUACUCGUUCUGUAUCAAGGUUGGCAGGCACCAGGAAUCUGUGGUGUGUUGGCGCCAGAGACACCGAAGGAUCUUUGGUUCAAUCAGAACCAUUAAACGUGGUUGACUUGACGGAUGGCGGAGAGCCUACUGGAAAAAAUAGUCAUGACAACGCAGAGCAAGCAAGCCAAAAGCCUCUCCAGGGGAACUGGUUCGAGCUUGAAUUCGCAGACAUAGAUUCACCCCCAGAAAAGAGACCAUUGUCACUACAAUUGACCCAAAGGGACUUGGAUUCAGACACGCAGGUUCAAACUCCAGCUCUGAUUCCGGCAGCUACAGAGACGACCAUGACCAAGGGCAAAGCCGCGAAGCCUGCAAAAGGAACCAAUAAUACCCCGACUAAAACGGGUUACUCCCAGUCAACUAGCUCGCAGGCGCCCUCAAUGCCACAAUACACAGGAUUUACAGACGCGGAGCUGUCUAAACAGAUCUCCUCUUAUGGCUUCAAGGCAGUCAGGGGCCGCAAGAAGAUGAUUGAUCUCCUUCAACACUGUUGGGAAUCGAAACACGGUAGCAAUACCACCUCUGACAGCCAGCCUGUAUACCAACCCGAGCAACAUAAAGAACCUGCCUCUAAAAUGGACAAUGUCCCCAAAUCCACCGCAGCUGCGAAGACGAAGGCGACGGAGUCUAAAUAUGGAACAUCUACAAAGAACCGAAAAUCACUUGAUGCGACAAAAUCAACUUCUCCCUCGCGAACCAAUCUCCAGACAAGCCCAACAAAAACCUCGAGGGGGAAGCCUAUCACUGGAACCUCUGUAUCAUUCAUUGAUGUAGAAGAGAUCCAAGACUCAGAGGAGGAAUUCAUCCCCUCUCCAAGUCAAGUACAAAAGCACUAUUCGGAUAUCUAUUCAAAACCCAAGGCAGGCAGCGAGGUGCAACACCACUCCUUGGAUAUCCUCACAAAAACACCACCAUCAAGUCCGACCAAGCGGAAAACUCCUUCUAAGGUUUCAGUCAAAAGACCAUUAUCCUCUGCAUCCAUCACAACCACCCAUACAGCAGAAUCCUCUAAAGAAAUCAGUCUGGCCGAAAUAUCUGCAAAGAUCACUCAAGCUGUUCGCGUCCAGCCUCGGCUCUCGCCACUGUCAUCAUCACGCGGUAGCCGUAGUCGACCAACAUGGCAUGAAAAGAUACUCAUGUACGACCCCAUCGUUCUGGAGGAUUUCACAGCAUGGCUGAAUAUCGAGGGGCUUGGACUUGUGGGCGAGGAUCGCGAGGUUGGCACUGCGUCUGUCAGGGAAUGGUGUGAAAGCAAGGGAAUAUGUUGUUGCUGGAAGAGGAACGCCAGUUGGUAA